Messenger RNA from Penicillium longicatenatum, 1044 nucleotides. RefSeq names its product bifunctional (2E,6E)-farnesyl diphosphate synthase/dimethylallyltranstransferase (gene erg20). Gene Ontology annotation, cellular component: cytoplasm. Bases 1 to 1044 code for a protein of 347 amino acids. Gene Ontology annotation, biological process: trans, trans-farnesyl diphosphate biosynthetic process. Lineage: Eukaryota; Fungi; Ascomycota; Eurotiomycetes; Eurotiales; Aspergillaceae. Gene Ontology annotation, molecular function: dimethylallyltranstransferase activity; (2E,6E)-farnesyl diphosphate synthase activity. The record is from RefSeq and is a predicted model, not a curated record. The transcript has 2 exons.
AUGGCUCAAACUACCAAGCGCGCAGAUUUCGAGGCCGUCUUCCCCAAGCUGGCUGAGGAGAUUAUCAGUCAUGCUAAGAAGUACAACCUCCCCGAUAACGCUCUAGCGUGGUUCGAGAAGUCCUUGUUUGCCAACGUUCCCGGUGGAAAGUUGAACCGCGGUCUUUCAGUUCCCGAUACCGGCCUCGCCCUCCUGCAAAAGCCCCUGAACGAUGAACAAUUCGAGCAACUGAGCAUUCUGGGCUGGCUCACCGAGCUGCUCCAGGCUUUCUUCUUGGUUAGCGAUGAUAUGAUGGAUGGCUCCAUCACUCGCCGUGGUCAGCCCUGCUGGUACCGCCAGGACGGUGUCGGCUUUGUCGCCAUCAACGACGCCUUCAUGCUGGAGUCCGCCAUUUACCUCAUCUUGAAGCAGCGUUUCCGCUCCCACCCCGCCUACAUUGACCUUGUCGAGCUCUUCCACGAGACUGCCUGGCAGACCGAGCUGGGUCAGCAGUGUGACCUGAUCACCGCCCCCGAGGAUAAGGUCGAUCUCGACAACUUCUCCAUGGAGAAGUACAUGUUCAUCGUUACCUACAAGACUGCCUACUACAGCUUCUACUUGCCCGUGGCUCUUGCCUUGAUCUACUUGGAGCUGGCUACCGAGGAGAACCUUAAGCAGGUCCACGAUAUCCUGAUCCCUCUGGGCCAGUACUUCCAGAUCCAGGACGACUACCUUGACAACUUCGGUGACCCUGCCGUUAUUGGCAAGAUUGGUACCGACAUUCAGGACAACAAGUGCUCUUGGUUGAUCAACCAGGCCAUCCAGCGGGCCACCCCUGAGCAGCGCGCUGUGCUCGAUGCCUCAUACGGCCGCAAGGAUGCUGCUGAGGAGGCCAAGGUCAAGGCCAUUUUCAACGAGAUGGGUCUGGAGAAGGUGUACCAGGACUACGAGGAGAAGGUUGUUGGUGAGCUGCGUGAGAAGAUUGCCGCAGUGGAUGAGACCAAGGGUCUUAAGAAGGAGGUCCUCGAGUCCUUCCUGGCCAAGAUUUACAAGCGCACCAAAUAA